AUGAAUACCAUUAAAUUAAAAACAGAAUUAAUAGAGGUGAUUGACAUUAAUUUAUCUAUGUAUAGUUAAUUUUGAAAUGUUUUUUUAUAUACAAUGUACCUGAUAAUUUUAACAAACAUUUAUAGAGUAUUGAUCCUGACGCUAAUACUGAAUCACUACCCUCACAUUCAAGUGAAGACUCAGAAUCAUAUUCUAUUUCUGAACAUUUAACACAAACAGGCAAACAAAUUAAUAUUGAUGACUAUCCAGGUCAACUUAAUUUCAAUUUUUCUUUAGAUUUUACAGAAAUUUCCAAACAACAUUGGAUGGUAAUGGUUAACGCCUUAAUUGAAGGUCUAUAACAACUAUACUUGAAUUUUUUUUUUUAAUGCGUGAUUUCUGUUUUAGUAUUCUAUUACUUUGAAUAAAGCAUACAUUAAUAUGAAUCGAAUACUGCCCAUUCAAUUUUAUUGGCAGUUUGACAAAGCUGAUUCAUUGGGAAUAAAAAAUCUUCGUAUACGAGCAUUACUUGUUUUUGCUACUCCUGAAUUUCGUCAGCUAUCCAUCAAACGCUGUCCAAUACAUAUUGUGCUAGAUAGAACCAGUAGUAUGCAUAUAUUCAUAUAGUUACAUUAAUAUGCAUAGGUACCUACACAAAUUUGAAGUGAAUUAACUUUUUAAAUUUAAAAUUAAGACCCCACACAAGUUGAACACAUUAUAUGGUGUGAACAAAGUGAUGCUAUAUAUGAACAAGAUCCAAAUAGCCAAAGAUACAGUGUUGUGGUUCCUGUUCAUAAUUCUGAUCCCAGUUCAGGUUCUAAGUCUUAUGAUAUUUUAUACAAGUUUAUGUGCAAAUCAUUCUGUAGCACGAGUUUUAACCGAAGACCUAUUUAUGUAAUUUUUACAUUAGAAACUACAAAGUAAGAUUAUUAAGUAUUUUAUUUAAUUAUUAUAAUUACAUAGUUAACCUUAUAAUAUUUUGUUUUAGGGGACAAGUAUUAGGUAGAAAAAAACUUGGUUUGAAGGUGUGCAGUGUUCCAAAAAGAGAUAUGUUAAAAGAAGAAGCUAUAGAAAAAAAGAGAUUGAAUGGAAUACAGAGUUUAAAAAAACAUUCAUUUGAAAUUAGUCAAGUUACACCUAUGAAAAAGAUAAAAAUUGAAAAUGAUAAUGUCGUCAAUGAUGAUAAUAGAACUUACCAUAUUCCAGAGGUACCUAUGUAAUUUUGAAAAUAAUGUAUAUUUUUUACAUAGCCAUUAAAUUUGUAUAAAUACUAAAUAUGCUUUUUUUUUGUUAUUUCAGUUAACGAUUCCAAAUAAAAAGUUAUAUUUUAGUACUUUAGAACUAUUGCAUAGUCAUUUUUUAGGUAGUGCUGUUAGGGAUGAUAAUGUGAUAAAUUUACAUCCUUUAAUUAGCACGGUUGGUGACCUAAUAACUCAAGAGAAUUCUGUAAGUAUUGCAAUACCUUUAUUGUUUAAAACUGUCUAAUAAUUAAUUAAUAUUAAUUUUCUCUAGAAUGAUAACGCUCAUUCAGAAAAUCAACAUUCUUAA
Cinara cedri is the source of this 1527-nucleotide messenger RNA. Lineage: Eukaryota; Metazoa; Arthropoda; Insecta; Hemiptera; Aphididae. The record is from the annotation of a GenBank genome assembly.